This is a messenger RNA of Colletotrichum abscissum, 711 nucleotides long. RefSeq lists its product as uncharacterized. Gene Ontology annotation, cellular component: mitochondrion. The record is from RefSeq and is a predicted model, not a curated record. Gene Ontology annotation, molecular function: NAD(P)HX epimerase activity. Lineage: Eukaryota; Fungi; Ascomycota; Sordariomycetes; Glomerellales; Glomerellaceae. The coding region runs from base 1 to 711 and encodes 236 amino acids. The transcript has 7 exons.
AUGUCCCUCAGAACUAUCGGCGCAAAGGCGGCCGCGGCCUUGGACAAGGACCUCAUGAGCACCGGUGCCUUCUCAAUCGACCAGCUCAUGGAGCUUGCCGGACUAUCCGUGUCACAAGCGAUCUAUCGCGUUCACCCUCCUAGUCGAGGUCUGAACAUUCUUGUUGCAUGCGGCCCCGGUAACAACGGUGGCGAUGGCCUAGUGGCUGCCCGACACCUUUGUCACUAUGGCUACAAGCCCACUAUCUACUAUCCCAAGCGGAGCAAGAAUGAAUUGUAUCAGCGGUUGGCGCAGCAGUUGGUGGACUUGGACGUUGCGUUCGUCGACGAUUUCCUCGCGGCGGCGAAAACUACUGAUCAUAUCGUUGACGCUAUCUUCGGGUUCAGCUUUUCUGGAGAGGUCCGGGAGCCUUUCCCCGCGGUGAUCAAGGCGCUCGAGGAAACAAAGCUGCCGGUCACUUCGGUUGACGCCCCAUCAUCGUGGGAUAUCGAAAAUGGCCCGCCCGAGUCCGGCCCCGGGAGUUCGUUCCAACCUGAGGUCCUUGUCAGCCUGACAGCACCAAAGCCACUGGUGAAGCAUUUCAAAGGACGGCACUUCAUCGGCGGAAGAUUCGUAUCGCCGGGCAUUGCUGAAAAGUACAAUUUGGAAAUUCCGCAGUACGAAGGCAUCGACCAGGUGGUGGAAGUUGAUAAUAACGGCCAGAAGCUGUAA